GAUAAAGCCAAAGGCCAUUUGCUAGCUGGCUCCCCCCUUUUUUCCUGUUGUCCUUUCCUUUGUGGCAGCAGGACUGUCAGUCAGAGCUUCUGCGCUCCCUGCCCCAGCUACUGUAGGUCUCGGAGCCGCCUGCCCAGCUCAGAAGUGCCAAUCUCUCGCCGAGACCUCUCCCCUCUGGCCUAGUGAUGAGCUGCAAGAACUGUGCAGACUGAUUGAUUUGAGAAUAAAGAGAGAGGACUGAAAAAUAAAAUUAAAACCAAUUCAGACAAUUGUUAUGGUUUCUUCAUUAACCACUGAAACUGGCUAAUGUAGCACUGAGCGCAUCUCUGUCAGAGUGCUCCACUAAGACUCUUAAAAUGCAAUGUAGUGGUCUAGAGACUCUUGAGGGGAAGAUGAGAAAAAAAAAUGCUUUCAAGGUUCACCAUGUUUCUGUACCACAAACAGAUUUGUUUUGUAUUGCAUUUUUGUUAACUUAUUUGACAAGAUUGCUGCAUAACCAGAAUCAAUAAAAUAUAUUCCAAAAAGGAGAAGAAAAUGUAUAAUUAAACGUGGUGAUUCUAAGUGGAAGCUUUUGGACUAGUUUCUGUUGUAAUGUGACAUUUUCCUUGUUUUGCUCUAUUUGCAAAUCUUUCCUUUCCCCUGGGGAUCUAUUAACCAAAUCUUGUUUGGAUAAGUGCUUUUUGCUUUGCUGUCAUGCAAAACUUAAAGCUUUUGAUGUGAGGGGGUUUUUUGUGCAGGUCACUUUUCACUACAAGAUGUUAACAAAUGUUUUACAUCUCGCUUAGGGUCAGACCAGUCAGGUUUUUUAAAUUAAUAAAAACUUUUAUUAAUUGAAAUUGUCUCCUGUUAUUAUUUGAUUCUUAUUUGACUGCAUCAGAGAGAGAAAAGAACCUUUUGUAUCAUUGUUUUGUCAAUAUGAUGAAUUGUCUUUUGUGAGGUGUCAUUUUUGUCUAGGUCUUUUGAUAUUUGUUAGGUUGGCAGAUGAGGUUUGGCCUGUGGCAAGAUAGAAACUAAGGACCAGGGUGUGGUGUCGGUGAGCUUUGAAGAGGAUGAAGAUGGAAACUUAUGUCUAAUAGCAUAUCCAUUAAGUGGGGACCAUGAUAACUUAGAAAACUUAGAUAAUUCUGACUGUGAACCCAAAAGUAAGCUGUUGCGAUGGACUAACAAAAAGACAAUGUUGUUAGAAAAUGAGAAAGUAUCUAAGGAAUGGGUCCGGCAGCACAGGAAAGAGGAGAAAAUGAAAAGUCACAAAUUGGAGGAAGAAUUUGAAUGGCUGAAGAAGUCUGAAGUCUUGUAUUAUACUGUAGAGAAAAAAGGAAAUGUAAGUUCACAGUUUAAACACCAUAAUCCUUGGAGCAUGAAAUGUCACCAGCAGCAGUUGCAGCGGAUGAAGGAAAACGCAAAACACCGGAAUCAAUACAAAUUCAUUUUGCUGGAAAACCUAACAUCUCGAUACGAAGUACCAUGUGUGUUGGACCUUAAGAUGGGAACCCGACAGCAUGGAGAUGAUGCGUCAGAAGAGAAGAAGGCUAAUCAAAUUCGCAAGUGUCAGCAGAGUACAUCAGCUGUUAUUGGAGUCCGAGUUUGUGGCAUGCAGGUCUACCAGGCAGGCACUGGCCAGCUAAUGUUCAUGAAUAAAUACCACGGAAGAAAACUCUCAGUCCAAGGAUUUAAAGAAGCACUUUACCAGUUCUUUCAUAACGGCAAAUACCUGCGCAGGGAACUCUUUGAAUCUGUUAUUAAAAAACUGACUGAACUCAAGUCUGUCCUAGAGAAGCAGGAGUCUUACCGCUUCUAUUCAAGCUCCUUGCUGAUCAUUUAUGAUGGAAAGGAAAGGCAGGAAGUUGCUGUUGACUCAGACCCAGAGGACUUAGAGGACCUUUCAGAGGAAUCGUCAGAUGAGUCAGCAGGAGCAUAUGCCUACAAACCAACUGCUAGUACUGUUGAUGUCCGUAUGAUAGACUUUGCCCACACAACCUGCAAGUACUAUGGAGAAGAUAGCGUGGUGCAUGAGGGCCAAGACACGGGUUACGUUUUUGGACUUCAGAAUUUAAUAGAUAUUAUUAAAGAAAUAAGAGACGAAAGUAGUGAAUAAACAGUGUGAAUGCACAUCAGUAGAAAGCACUAUUGUGACUCUUUGUAUUCCAAAAUUAUUGGCCACUUUCUGGUGGUAGGAAUCUUUACAAGCUCUGCAGGGAUGGUCCCCUCAGAGUCAGACUUGUUCAGAGGGCAUUUACUUACAUUGGUGCUGGACCUAGCACUGGCAAAACUUGGUAUCCUUAUUUAUUUUAACUUUCUUAAACAUUCCAUAUUUGAUUACUCAGAUACCUCUGUUAUCCCUGUGUGUAUACGUUCCAAUAAAAUUCUUUUUGUUCAUUGUAA
Messenger RNA from Aquila chrysaetos chrysaetos, 2382 nucleotides. It is a transcript of the gene IP6K2, whose product is annotated as inositol hexakisphosphate kinase 2. The coding region runs from base 1175 to 2095 and encodes 306 amino acids. The transcript has 5 exons. NCBI's taxonomy places the organism in Eukaryota, Metazoa, Chordata, Aves, Accipitriformes, Accipitridae. Gene Ontology annotation, biological process: inositol phosphate biosynthetic process; phosphatidylinositol phosphate biosynthetic process. Gene Ontology annotation, cellular component: cytoplasm; nucleus. Gene Ontology annotation, molecular function: inositol hexakisphosphate kinase activity. The record is from RefSeq and is a predicted model, not a curated record.